Molecule: messenger RNA, 3933 nt
Organism: Carassius auratus (goldfish)
Lineage: Eukaryota; Metazoa; Chordata; Actinopteri; Cypriniformes; Cyprinidae
Exons: 11
Coding region: 139-3933 (1264 amino acids)
Biological process (GO): negative regulation of MAPK cascade; protein dephosphorylation
Cellular component (GO): cytoplasm
Molecular function (GO): MAP kinase phosphatase activity; protein tyrosine/serine/threonine phosphatase activity
Source: RefSeq, a predicted model, not a curated record
CGAAAACAAACCUAGCAACACUUGUACAAACGCCAGUCCUUAUAGAUCGAGAUAUAUUUAAUCUGUACAGACAGUGUGUAUCAGAUAACAUUACAGUUCAAACUGACAUUACCAGAUACGGAUUACUUAUCUGUCAGUAUGAGAACCACAGACACAAUGUCCACAGACGUGAGAGAGGUGCUUCUGGAGGUUUACGUCAAUGACGCCUUCUACUUCGGUGACACCUACUGGGCAUCAGAUGAUAAAGAUGUGCAGCUGGAGUUUGAGAUCACCGAUGACAUCUACGACCUUAUCAGCGGCAGUGCAUCUCGAGAGUUAGAUGUGCAGCUGGAGGUUGUGACAGUGGAUCAUGUCUCAGGCAGAUACUGCAGUCCAGGAGAGAUGCGUGUGCAGCUGGAGGUUAAUGCUAGUGACAACAUCUCAGUCUGUGAAGUGAAAGAUUUGCAGCUGGAGAUGAACAGGAACGACAGCAUCUCAGAGCUGAAGAGUCCUACACUGGUCUCUGAAGAUCUGAGCGACCCAGCAGGACCUUCAGUGGAAGAGGCCAAUGAUCAGGGUGGCCUGGAUGCUGAGAACAGUCCAACAGGACUCACUGUUGGGGAGAUAACCAGGAAAAUGGGGGCAAUCUUCCAGCAAAUAUUUGCAGUUUUCCAGACAAAAAUGCCAGAAACUGUUGGGCAACCUGAAUUGGAUCUUCCCGAUCCAAAGGAAUCGUUUGUUCCAGAUCCAAGUGCUCUCAAGCCAGAACCUGAAAUGGAUCUGUUAGAUACCGAGCAAUCGUGUAUCCCUGAACCUGAAGUGGAUCUCGUGGUUCCUUCUGAACCUAAACUGGAUCUGGUUGAUCCAGAGGAAGCAUGUGCCAGCCCAAAAGAAACUUCCAAAGCCAUGAAGAAUAAGAAAGUUCUUGGCUUCGUUGUAACUAAGAGAGUAGAAUAUGCUACAGUGAGGAAUACGAAAAAAACCUUCCUCCAGAACAACAGAUCGAACUCAGUAUGGCCUGAGAUGGAUCUGAAUGUUCGUCAACCAAAACCUAUUGAGGAUUUGGUUGCUCCUCCUAAAUGGGAUCUGGUUGAUGCAGUGGAACUGUACACCCCGAGUCCUAGCGUUCCUGAGCCAGACUCUGAGGAGGAUCUGGAUGAUCCUCUUGAACGUGAAUGGGACAAGGACUCGAUGGAAUUAUACGCCCCGGGUUCAAGUGUCCCUGAGCCAGACGCUGAAGAGGAUCUGGUUGAUUCAGUGGAAUUGUACCUCCCGGGUCCAAGCGUUCUCAAGCCACGACCUGAAUGGGAUCUGGCUACUCCAGUGGAUUUGGGUGCACCAAGUCCAAGCGUUCUUGAGCCAGAGUCUACAGUGUUAUCUGAACUUGCAAGUUUGGAAAACUACGUCCCUUUAAACAUGCUCCAACUAGAGGAUCGUUUGAAGCAGUGUACACUGCUCAAACAAAGACAUGUCACCAAUGUCUGGCCCAGGGUCUUCAUCGGAGAUGAAGAGGCUGCAACAGACCGAGAUAUGCUGCAGGAGAUGUGCAUCACUCACAUUCUGAACGCUGCAGCGCCCAAAAAGGACUUGAACUACUUCUUGGGAAAAUCUUAUGUUGAAGAUCUAGAAGGAACAGUCAAUACAGGGUCCAGAUAUUACAGAGGCUUGCACAUCAAUUAUUACAGCUUGCCUACAACGGACAGACACUGUUCUGACAUCAGCAAGUGCUUCAUGCCAGCUGCAAAAUUCAUUGACAAGGCCGUGAAUAAGCCAGGAAGUAAGGUGUUGAUUUGCUGCAAGCAGGGUGUCGACCACUCUGCGACUCUGUUUCUGGCAUAUCUGAUGAUCUGCCAUGACAUGAUGGUGGAGGAUGCCAUUGAUGACGUCAUAAAGUCGAGACGCAUCCAGCCCUCCAGAGACUUCCUGAAGGAGCUGAUGCUCCUCAAUGCUGACCUUGUGAACAAGCGAAAACUAAAGCUAGAGGACAUAAAAAAAGGCAAAAAAAGGAGAAAAUGGCAGCUAAAAAAGAAGUGUAGAGAUUUACUAAAAGAUAUAAAAGAAAAUGUGCACACAAUGUCCACAGACGUGAGAGAGGUGCUUCUGGAGGUUUACGUCAAUGACGCCUUCUACUUCGGUGACACCUACUGGGCAUCAGAUGAUAAAGAUGUGCAGCUGGAGUUUGAGAUCACCGAUGACAUCUACGACCUUAUCAGCAGCAGUGCAUCUCGAGAGUUAGAUGUGCAGCUGGAGGUUGUGACAGUGGAUCAUGUCUCAGGCAGAUACUGCAGUCCAGGAGAGAUGUGUGUGCAGCUGGAGGUUAACUCUAGUGACAACAUCUCAGUCUGUGAAGUGAAAGAUUUGCAGCUGGAGAUGAACAGGAACGACAGCAUCUCAGAGCUGAAGAGUCCUACACUGGUCUCUGAAGAUCUGAGCGACCCAGCAGGACCUUCAGUGGAAGAGGCCAAUGAUCAGGGUGGCCUGGAUGCUGAGAACAGUCCAACAGGACUCACUGUUGGGGAGAUAACCAGGAAAAUGGGGGCAAUCUUCCAGCAAAUAUUUGCAGUUUUCCAGACAAAAAUGCCAGAAACUGUUGGGCAACCUGAAUUGGAUCUUCCCGAUCCAAAGGAAUCGUUUGUUCCAGAUCCAAGUGCUCUCAAGCCAGAACCUGAAAUGGAUCUGUUAGAUACCGAGCAAUCGUGUAUCCCUGAACCUGAAGUGGAUCUCGUGGUUCCUUCUGAACCUAAACUGGAUCUGGUUGAUCCAGAGGAAGCAUGUGCCAGCCCAAAAGAAACUUCCAAAGCCAUGAAGAAUAAGAAAGUUCUUGGCUUCGUUGUAACUAAGAGAGUAGAAUAUGCUACAGUGAGGAAUACGAAAAAAACCUUCCUCCAGAACAACAGAUCGAACUCAACAUGGCCUGAGAUGGAUCUGAAUGUUCGUGAACCAAAACCUAUUGAGGAUUUGGUUGCUCCUCCUAAAUGGGAUCUGGUUGAUGCAGUGGAACUGUACACCCCGAGUCCUAGCGUUCCUGAGCCGGACUCUGAGGAGGAUCUGGAUGAUCCUCUUGAACGUGAAUGGGACAAGGACUCGAUGGAAUUAUACGCCCCGGGUUCAAGUGUCCCUGAGCCAGACGCUGAAGAGGAUCUGGUUGAUUCAGUGGAAUUGUACCUCCUGGGUCCAAGCGUUCUCAAGCCACGACCUGAAUGGGAUCUGGCUACUCCAGUGGAUUUGGGUGCACCAAGUCCAAGCGUUCUUGAGCCAGAGUCUACAGUGUUAUCUGAACUUGCAAGUUUGGAAAACUACGUCCCUUUAAACAUGCUCCAACUAGAGGAUCGUUUGAAGCAGUGUACACUGCUCAGACAAAGACAUGUCACCAAUGUCUGGCCCAGGGUCUUCAUCGGAGACGAAGAGGCUGCAACAGACCGAGAUUUGCUGCAGGUGAUGUGCAUCACUCACAUUCUGAACGCUGCAGCGCCCAAAAAGGACUUGAACUACUUCUUGGGAAAAUCUUAUGUUGAAGAUCUAGAAGGAACAGUCAAUACAGGGUCCAGAUAUUACAGAGGCUUGCACAUCAAUUAUUACAGCUUGCCUACAACGGACAGACACUGUUCUGACAUCAGCAAGUGCUUCAUGCCAGCUGCAAAAUUCAUUGACAAGGCCGUGAAUAAGCCAGGAAGUAAGGUGUUGAUUUGCUGCAAGCAGGGUGUCGACCACUCUGCGACUCUGUUUCUGGCAUAUCUGAUGAUCUGCCAUGACAUGAUGGUGGAGGAUGCCAUUGAUGACGUCAUAAAGUCGAGACGCAUCCAGCCCUCCAGAGACUUCCUGAAGGAGCUGAUUCUCCUCAAUGCUGACCUUGUGAACAAGCGAAAACUAAAGCUAGAGGACAUAAAAAAAGGCAAAAAGAGGAGAAAAUGGCAGCUAAAAAAAAAGUGUAAAGAUAUACUAAAAGAUAAAUGA